AUGAAUUUCGUGUUUGACGCUGAUACAUUACUUGAAAUUCCAAACAAUGAUUUGCAAUCUGCAGCCAACUGUGAAUAUGAGCCACUUUCUACAAAUAAUAGAAACUCAACUUCACAAAAAUUAAGCACCAUGGUUAAAAUUAGACAUGUUCAAAAGAAAAACAUCGUAGGUCCCCAUAUAAGAUCCAAGUUUGGAUGCACAUGUUGCAAAAAGGAUAGGAAGAAAUGUGAUGAAAGGCGCCCCAAGUGUGGAAAAUGCAAAGACAAAAGCAGAGAAUGUGUUUAUUUAUUACCAGAGCCUAAAUCUAAGUGUGUUUCUAGUGCUAAUAGAAAUGAAACACUAGCUUCAUCUACAAUUGGUGAAAUAUCUAGUGUUAAUCGUGCUUCGACAACUACAAAGAACGGAAACACAAUUGAAAACUCUCCUUUAGACACUAGUUCCUUAGACACUAGUUCUUUGGAAACCUCUCCAACAUUUUCCCACUGUAAUACGUUGACAACUAAAGCAAGUAGCACCAUGUUUCCAUCACCACUCCCAGAGCUCUCUUCUGACUUAUACGACCAAUUAGAAGAAUUUUUAAACACUCAUCCUGGAUCUACUUUUGUUGAUCAUCAAGCUUCAAGAGCUUCAAUUUUGCCAACUUCUUUUCAAAUACCAAGUUCUCCCAAUUCAAUAUUAUCAACAAGUAUAUAUGCAUUAUAUUUGGAUGAGAAGGGGCUCAAAUAUCUUCAGUACUUCCAAACCAAUGUUUCCAAGCUUCUUUGCUUAACUUCAGCGUAUAGUCCUAACUAUUUUGUCAACACUUUCUUUUCUGUUGCAAUCUGUGACGAAGCCAUCCUGAACGCAUUAGCUGCAUGGGGUGGUUACUUCAUGGAGAAGCUUGUCUCAUCUGAAAGUAACUUAGAAUUAGAUUCCCUGGAAGUGGAACAACUGUUUCUUCCUUAUAUGGAAAGGGCCAAGAGCCUUAUUUCUCAUCGUUAUGCAAAUGGUCCAUUAGACAAGAACGAUAGAUAUACACUUCUAUGCUUCUAUAUCAUUGAAAUGGGAAUGAAAAUUUGUACUGGGGAUGUUUCUGACUGGUAUGAGAUCUUUACGAAGAGUCACAAGAUGCUUAACACAAACUAUGGAGGAAUUCUUCAACUCUGUGAAGACUUCUCCUAUUCAAAUGAUGUAAAGUGGCUUGUUCUGAACUUGCAGUACCAUGAUAUUAUGUCAUCAGUUACCCAAUCUAAAGGUACAUUAUUCUCCAUGGAAGAUUACAACACAUUGUUUACACAAUACAAGAUUUUAGAUUCUGGCGGGUACGGAUUGGAUCCAUUUCAAGGCAUCAUUCAACCAAUUUACCUAUUAUUAGGGGAAAUAAUGAACGCGCAUGUCACCUUGAAGUCUUGGAGAAGUAGAAUUGAGAAACAAUUGUCUGCUUUAGAUGAUGUUUCAAAGGGCUCUAUCGAAACUAGGUACUUGAGACAGAUGAGAAUAGUAUACUUUGAAGAUGCUGAAUCCACAUAUGAUAGACUUAAGGAAAGAGUUAUUGUAUGUGAACCUUCUACCAUUCAAAUGGAGCUUCUAUCUCGCACUGGGAAGUCUACACUUCAACAUCAUUUAAAACUAUUUGAAAUAGUAAGGAAUACUUGCAAACUUUACAUGUUGCUCCACUUGAAACAGGUCACCCCAGCUUCUCCAGAAGUCCAGCUGAUUUUGCUUCAAUCACUAGUCUACAUUGAGUCAAUUGAAGAUACAGACAUAGUAGCAGCAUUGCCAAUGCUGUUAUUAAUUUGCGGGAUUUCGUGUUCAUUACCUUGCGAUAGGAAAGAAAUGCAUGGCACUUUUAAGAAGAUUUAUUCUACAUAUAAAGUUGGAAAUCUAGCUAGGGUGUGGGAUGUAGUCGAAGAAUAUUGGAGAAGAAAUCCUAUGGGUACUUUAUGCAUUGAUUGGGCUGAAAUCUGUGAAGAGAAUGGCUGGAGUUUAUGUAUGUGUUAG
Molecule: messenger RNA, 1980 nt
Organism: Dujonia railenensis
Lineage: Eukaryota; Fungi; Ascomycota; Pichiomycetes; Serinales; Debaryomycetaceae
Source: the annotation of a GenBank genome assembly